AGGGGAUCUGGGUUCUAAGAAGGGGUGGUGUUUGAAUUAGGGUCUUGGGGCCUGGGGUAAGCCAAGGCUUCUGGACAGAAGGGAGGCUUGCUUCAGGCAAGUGGGUCAGAGGCACAGUCCCUUAUCUCCUUGCAUCCAAGGUAAUGUGGGCCUUUCCAGCCUCUUAUAGGAAAAGAAGGAUGUCAGUCUGCUACCGUCCCCCGGGGAACGAGACGCUGCUGAGCUGGAAGGCCUCGCGGGUUACAGGCACGGCUUUCCUGCUGCUGGCAGCGUUGCUGGGACUGCCCGGCAAUGGCUUUGUAGUGUGGAGCUUGGCUGGCUGGCGGCCGGCAAGGGGGCGGCCGUUGGCGGCCACACUGGUGCUGCACCUAGCGCUGGCCGACGGCGCGGUGCUACUGCUCACUCCGCUCUUCGUGGUCUUCCUGACAGGGCAGGCGUGGCCGCUGGGUCAGGUGGGCUGCAAGGCGGUGUACUACGUGUGCGCACUCAGCAUGUACGCCAGCGUGCUGCUCACCAGCCUGCUCAGCCUGCAACGCUGCCUCGCCGUCACUCGGCCCUUCCUGGCGCCCCGGCUGCGCAGCCCGGCCCUGGCCCGCCGCCUGCUGUUGGCAGUCUGGGUGGCCGCAUUGUUGCUUGCCCUCCCGGCGGCCAUCUACCGCCACCUCUGGGGCGACCGCGUGUGUCAGCUGUGCCACCCGACGCCAGCGCAUGCUGCUGCUCACCUGAGCCUGGAGACUCUGACCGCCUUCGUCCUUCCUUUUGGGCUGGUGAUCGGCUGCUACAGCGUGACGCUGGUGCGGCUGCGGGGCGCCAGCUGGAGCGCCAAGAGACACCGGACGCGGGUGGGACGCCUGGUGGGUGCCAUCGUACUCGCCUUCGGCUUGCUCUGGGCACCCUACCACGCGGUCAAUCUUCUGCAGGUGUUGGCAGCGCUCGCUCCACCCGAAGGGGCUUUGGCCAGGCUCGGCGGGGCGGGCCAGGCAGCACGGGCUGGAACUACCGCCUUGGCCUUCUUCAGCUCCAGCGUUAACCCAGUGCUCUACGUCUUCACGGCUGGGGAUCUGCUACCUCGGGCAGGACCCCGUUUUCUCACACGGCUCUUUGAGGGCUCGGGGGAAGUCCGAGGGGUCAGCCGCUCUAGGGAGGGUACCAUGGAGCUCCGAACUACUCCCAGACUAAAAGUAGUGGGGCAAGGUGGGGGCAAUGGGGACCCGGGGGGAGGAAUAGAGAGGGAUAGCCAGGAAUGGGAUCCUUGAC
This is a messenger RNA of Castor canadensis (American beaver), 1257 nucleotides long. RefSeq names its product leukotriene B4 receptor 2 (gene Ltb4r2). Gene Ontology annotation, biological process: neuropeptide signaling pathway. Gene Ontology annotation, molecular function: G protein-coupled peptide receptor activity; leukotriene B4 receptor activity. Gene Ontology annotation, cellular component: plasma membrane. The record is from RefSeq and is a predicted model, not a curated record. NCBI's taxonomy places the organism in Eukaryota, Metazoa, Chordata, Mammalia, Rodentia, Castoridae.